Lucilia cuprina (Australian sheep blowfly) is the source of this 675-nucleotide messenger RNA. RefSeq names its product glycine-rich cell wall structural protein 1-like. The transcript has a single exon. Bases 21 to 629 code for a protein of 202 amino acids. The record is from RefSeq and is a predicted model, not a curated record. NCBI's taxonomy places the organism in Eukaryota, Metazoa, Arthropoda, Insecta, Diptera, Calliphoridae.
AAAAGUGUUUGUUUUACAUUAUGAAAUUAUUUGCUUUUGUUUUAUUGAUCGUGGCCGUCGUGAGCGUUAAUGCUCAUGGUUAUGGUGCUGGUGCCGGUGGCGGUGCUGGCGGACACAGUUCAGCUAAUGCUGGUGGACAUGCUUCUGCCGGUUUGGGUGGAGGUGUAGGGGGUGGAGCUGGUCAUCAUGGUGGUGGUAGUGCUGGACAUUUAGCUGGUGGUGCUGGCGCUGGUUUACAAGGAGCUGGUCAUCUUGCUGGUGGUGCUGGCGCAGGUUUACAGGGAGCUGGUCAUCUAGCUGGUGGUGCUGGCGCAGGUUUACAAGGAGCUGGUCAUCUGGCUGGUGGUGCUGGCGCUGGCUUACAAGAAGCUGGUCAUCUAGCUGGUGGCGCUGCUUUACAAGGAGCUGGUCAUCUUGCAGGUGGUGCUGGUGCUGGCUUACAAGGAGCUGGUCAUCUUGCAGGUGGUGCUGGCGCUGGCUUACAAGGAGCUGGUCAUCUUGCAGGUGGAGCCAAUGCUAAUGCAAAAGCUAGUGCAGCUGCUUCAGCUAUUGGCGGUGGUGUAGCAAAUGCAGCAGCCAAUGCUGCUGCAACUGCAGGAGCUGCUGGUGGUCAUGGAUAUGGACGUUAAUUGACAAUGGUUUAAUGUGUAAACAAAUAAAUUUUGCAAACUUAAA